Messenger RNA from Ctenocephalides felis (cat flea), 855 nucleotides. Its product is annotated as trypsin alpha-3-like. The transcript is spliced from 8 exons. NCBI's taxonomy places the organism in Eukaryota, Metazoa, Arthropoda, Insecta, Siphonaptera, Pulicidae. Gene Ontology annotation, molecular function: serine-type endopeptidase activity. The record is from RefSeq and is a predicted model, not a curated record. Gene Ontology annotation, biological process: proteolysis. Bases 31 to 855 code for a protein of 274 amino acids.
GCACUUGCAACGAUUUUGCAAUGCGGUGAGAUGACUGAUAAACAUGACGGGGAGUCGAGAAUUGUUGGUGGAGAAAUUGCAAACAAAGGACAAUUUUUAUUUCCGGUCUCCUUACAAUAUUAUGGUCAACACAUAUGUGGGGGCAGUUUGAUUCGAAAUGACACUGUACUGACAGCUGCCCAUUGCGUGGAAGAUACGAAGCCAGAUCACUACAAAGUAGCUGCAGGUAUUUUCAGAUUAAAAAAUAUUCCAAAGAAUAGCAUAAUGAAAGUAACCAAAAUUGUCAAACACAAAAUGUACGGCAUCAACGAAUCUUACGUGCACGAUAUAGCAGUACUGAAGGUAAAAACUAGGACUGGACAUUCUGGUAAAAUAAUACAAUUAAAUGACAAGCCGGUUAAAGAAGGAGCUAAUUGCACUGUCGUGGGCUGGGGAGAUUUGUAUCAGGGAUCAAACUAUGGCAGUGAUGCACUACGUUUCGUUAAUAUUUCUAUAGUUUCAAGAGUAUUGUGCGCCAAAAUAUAUCAGUCAUUAUUAACUAAUGAUAUGUUAUGUGCAGGUCAAAGUGGCAAAGAUUCUUGUCAGGGAGAUUCAGGAGGGCCACUCGUGUGCGACAAUAAACUAACAGGUAUUGUUUCUUUUGGAGCAGGCUGUGGCGAUGUACCUGGUGUAUAUACCGAUGUCUCACAUUACUUAACAUGGAUCAAAAAAGCUCAAAAUGAUGGAAGUGUUAUCAAAAAUUCACUAUAUCUACCUAUAAUAUCAGUCAUAACAAUUGUUGCUAUUCAAAACACUUGGAAACAAAAAUUAUUGGAGGUGAAUUUGCAAGAGAAGGCCAAUUUCUAUACCCAGUAA